UUGCAUAUUGAGAUAAAAAAAAAUAUACAAUCAACAAUGGGUGUCACCAAAUUUGUAUUAGCCCUAUGUUUCAUGGGACUAACCCUAGCUCCCAUCUCUCAAGCUCAAAAUUCUCCGACGGACUAUGUUGCGGCACAUAAUCAAGUACGUGCGGAUAUUGGGAUCGGUCCGGUCGGCUGGAACGAUACAUUGAAGGACUAUGCACAAGAAUAUAUAAACACGAAGAUAAAAACUUGUGAAUUAGAGCAUUCGAAUGGUCCUUACGGAGAGAAUUUAGCCAUGGGAUCGGGGGAAUUCGGUGCCCUAGAUGCUGUAAAAAUGUGGGCAGAUGAAAGACCUAAUUAUGAUUAUGAAUCUAAUUCUUGCAUAGCUGAUCAAUGCUUGCAUUAUACUCAAGUUAUCUGGCGUGACACAAAUCAAAUUGGCUGUGCUAAUGCUAAAUGUGACAAUGGAUUUAAUUAUAUUAGUUGCAACUAUUAUCCACCUGGAAAUUAUAUAGGAGAACGCCCUUAUUAA
Mercurialis annua (annual mercury) is the source of this 516-nucleotide messenger RNA. RefSeq names its product basic form of pathogenesis-related protein 1-like. NCBI's taxonomy places the organism in Eukaryota, Viridiplantae, Streptophyta, Magnoliopsida, Malpighiales, Euphorbiaceae. The record is from RefSeq and is a predicted model, not a curated record. Bases 37 to 516 code for a protein of 159 amino acids. Gene Ontology annotation, cellular component: extracellular region. The transcript has a single exon.